This is a messenger RNA of Opisthocomus hoazin, 666 nucleotides long. The record is from RefSeq and is a predicted model, not a curated record. Lineage: Eukaryota; Metazoa; Chordata; Aves; Opisthocomiformes; Opisthocomidae.
AUGCGCAGGGGCAUGCUGCAGUGCAAACAGCUUUUCCUUCCUUCUCCAGACACCGUUCCAGCACCAAAGAUGGCUCAGACGAACCCUCUGCCUGUCCCCAUGGGCCCGUGGAAGCGGCAUGCGUGCUCACGCCGUAAUCAGCUCCCUGCUCCAGUUGCCGUGUUCCUCGGCAGGCUGGUCACCUUGCACGGCGGGAGGCCGACCGCGGGACACGGGACCGGCACUCGGUUUGGCUGGGUCGGUUACGAGCACACCGGCUUCUGCGGGCAGCAGUUCAUCCUGGAGAGAGGAGAGUACCCGCGCUGGGACGCCUGGAGCGGCAGCAACGACUACCACAUCGAGCGCCUGAUGUCCUUCCGCCCCGUCUGCUCUGCUAAUCACAAAGAAUCCAAGAUCACCGUCUUUGAGAAAGACAACUUCAUCGGCCGCCAGUGGGAGAUCAGCGAUGACUACCCCUCGCUGCAGGCCAUGGGCUGGGCCAACAACGAAGUGGGCUCCAUGAAGAUCCAGUGCGGCGCCUGGGUUUGCUACCAGUAUCCCGGGUACCGUGGCUACCAGUACGUCCUGGAGUCCGACCACCACGGAGGAGACUACAAGCACUGGAGAGAGUGGGGUUCGCAUGCCCAGACCUCCCAGAUCCAAUCCAUCCGGCGUGUCCAGCAGUAG